This is a messenger RNA of Tupaia belangeri chinensis (Chinese tree shrew), 4550 nucleotides long. It is a transcript of the gene RNF41, whose product is annotated as ring finger protein 41. Gene Ontology annotation, cellular component: plasma membrane signaling receptor complex. The transcript has 8 exons. Bases 510 to 1463 code for a protein of 317 amino acids. Lineage: Eukaryota; Metazoa; Chordata; Mammalia; Scandentia; Tupaiidae. Gene Ontology annotation, biological process: protein ubiquitination; regulation of canonical NF-kappaB signal transduction. Gene Ontology annotation, molecular function: ubiquitin protein ligase activity. The record is from RefSeq and is a predicted model, not a curated record.
GCCUGGUUGCGUAGCAGCGGUGGGCCGGGCACGGGAUCAGUCUGAGACAGUGACGAGUGGUCGGAGCUUUCUUUCCCCUCCUUCCCCUUCCCUUUCCCCUCCUGAGAACUGCUGGGAUCCGGCACCGGGGCGGUCCAGUGGCCGCUGCGGCCCCAGCUCCACCCGGGUCGGGAUACUGAGAGUCCAGUCCGCGUCCAAGGCGCAUAGGCAAGUAUUUGCUUUCUGAUCUGGAACUUGUCACUAGAAGGAGACUGAGCAUAACCAACAGCACUGGUUCCUGGAAGCACUUUUUGAGAGUAUUCCUGAUUGUGACGUCACUUCCAUCUCUUUGGCAAUGGAGCUCAUCAGUAGGAAGGAAGACUCCACUUCCGUCGGAGAAUAGCCAACAAGAUGGGUUAUUGGGAGCAUCUCCUGAGUGGCACUGAGUGGAGGCAUCAGGGGGUUGGACCCUUGUGAACAGGGAACCUGCCCCCCAACACUUGGAAGGACCUGGGUUUCAGUGAUGAGACAUGGGGUAUGAUGUAACCCGUUUCCAGGGGGAUGUUGAUGAAGACCUUAUUUGCCCUAUUUGCAGUGGAGUCUUGGAGGAGCCAGUACAGGCGCCUCAUUGUGAGCAUGCCUUCUGCAAUGCCUGCAUCACCCAGUGGUUCUCUCAGCAGCAAACGUGUCCGGUGGACCGCAGUGUGGUGACGGUCGCCCACCUGCGCCCCGUACCUCGGAUCAUGCGGAACAUGUUGUCAAAGCUGCAGAUUGCCUGUGACAACGCUGUGUUUGGUUGCAGUGCCAUUGUUCGGCUUGACAACCUCAUGUCUCACCUCAGUGACUGCGAACACAACCCCAAGCGGCCUGUGACCUGUGAACAAGGCUGUGGCCUGGAGAUGCCCAAAGAUGAGCUGCCAAACCACAAUUGCAUUAAGCACCUGCGCUCAGUGGUGCAGCAGCAGCAGACACGCAUCGCAGAGCUGGAGAAGACGUCAGCCGAACACAAACACCAGCUGGCAGAGCAGAAUGGAGACAUCCAACUGCUAAAGGCAUACAUGCGUGCCAUCCGCAGUGUCAACCCCAACCUUCAGAACCUGGAGGAGACGAUCGAAUACAACGAGAUCCUAGAGUGGGUGAACUCCCUGCAGCCAGCACGAGUGACCCGUUGGGGAGGGAUGAUCUCGACCCCAGAUGCUGUGCUCCAGGCUGUCAUCAAGCGCUCCCUGGUGGAAAGUGGCUGUCCUGCCUCUAUUGUCAACGAGCUGAUCGAAAAUGCCCACGAGCGUAGCUGGCCCCAGGGCCUGGCCACGUUAGAGACCAGACAGAUGAACCGGCGCUACUAUGAGAACUACGUGGCCAAGCGCAUCCCUGGCAAGCAGGCAGUUGUCGUGAUGGCCUGUGAGAACCAGCACAUGGGAGAUGACAUGGUGCAGGAGCCGGGGCUUGUCAUGAUAUUUGCGCACGGCGUGGAAGAGAUAUAGAACUCCACGGGCUAUCUGGAAGAGAUGGAAAUCAGAAAGCCCAUCACUCCAGCAGCUGGACCCUGAGUCCUCCCCACCGUCCUCAUCACUGCGGCUUACACUUGAGCCACAUCUCCCUGCCCUUCUGGCACUGACGGGCCCUGGGGCACUUUGCUCAGCCUGUUAGAUGGGAAACCAGAGUCCCUCCUUCUGCCAUUUUCUUCCCCGAAAAUGCCUACGAAUUCUCAACCUGGAGGGGAAAGCCCCCGCCUCUUAUUUUCUUAGGGUCCCUGGUUCCAGAGAGUUUCAGAAAGCACAAAGAAAUUGAUUUUCCCUAGAGGGUCUGGGUAGAGUUGAGGAAUCUAAUUGUCCCCCUCUUCAAAAACUGGGGAAUCAGAACAGACAGGCUUGUUGACUCUCAGCUGCAUUUAGAGGGCAGCUCUGGGGAGCAGACACCCUGAAGAAAUAGUAAGGAUGGAACUAAAACCCUAGAACUUAAUAGUGAGGCCAGUAAUUGGCCGUCAUCGAUGGCCCUUAGGGUAAGAUGGACCUCUGUGCCAAGCAAUAUCCCUGUUCUGCCCACCUUAAAGAUGUAGGUUCCUGCUGGGCCUACAGGUGUGCAGGUUGGGAUGCCGGAAAUUUUCAGAUGAGUUCUUCUUUCCUACAUUUUUCCAUAAUUAGGGAUGGCAGGGCUGGGGGUAGGGGUUAGUCUGUUGGGGUUGAUAUGCUCAGCAAGCAGCAGCUCUGGCUUUUGCUGCCUCCUGUGGCAUAGGCCGUAAUGCUUCCAUAGACCCCUGUCUUGUCCUGCGAUUGUAGUUAUUUUGAUAAUUUCCUUUGGCCAUUGUUUAUAUUUUACAAACCCCACCACCCAUUCCCUACAUUUUUUUUGGAAUGGCCUGUUUCGGCUGCCCUACUUUCUGGCCCAGCCACAUUGUUGGCAAUUUAAUUUAUUUACGUCUUUUUUUUUUUUUUUUUAAGAAAGGAAAAAAGAAAAAAAAAAAAAAAACUUAAAACUUCUUUUGCUGUUCCUAUUGUGGGGAUUCUGGAUAGGGUGGGACAGGGAAAGGGGGUCUGUUUUGUAUUUUUCCUUUCAGCACAACCUUUGGCUUUAAUAUAGGAAGAGCCGAGGGAGUCCUUGGCUGAACUUACCCAGCCCUCAGACUGAGGAGCUUUCUCUAUUCCGUGACGGAUGUGACAGUCCAGCGUUGAUGCCUGCACCCUCUGGAGAAGUUUGCUCCCAGCCCUUCCAGGGUGUCAUCAUAAAGCUCUGGAUUUAAGGGUGUUCAUUUUGAAGGCAAUUUACCCCUUCCAAGUUUCCUUGGAGCUAUCCUUGGCAAGCAGGCUGUUAUUCUAAACUUCACUGGGCAAAUGGGAUAGAAAUUGUACCGCUGUGUCUCUAAGUCCAGGCUGUGCUCUGCUUCACCCACUCCCCUAAGGACCUCAGUUUUAUUUCAGGCUACCUGGGGGCAUUCCUUGAUCUCUAGGGUGACUGGCAGAGUAAAGAAAGGGGAGAGAGUGUGAAGCUGAUGAUUUUAAUAUGCAGGUGGCGGUAGGGUUGGAGAGAGAUUGAAAAGCUCCUCCCCACUAUAGAAUGGCUUCUUUUUGAAGUUUUAUCCCAGGCCAACUUAUUUUAGGUCUGGGUAGUUGGGUCACAGCUCCACUGGGAUUGGGGUGGAGGGAUACAGCGUGAGGCAAAGUAGGGAAUAGUCAUGUUCCAGUUCCAGGACAUUGUGCUCAGGAAUUUGAAAACGCUGCUAUACUUAGUCUGGUUACUACAUUUCUUCCCCUCCCUUUUGCCCCUGCCUGCCUUACCAAGGCCCAUACUCCUGUCCUCACCCCAGGUGGAGCCAGAAGUCAAUGAAGGCUUCCCUACCCUUUGCACUAGUGUCUCUGCGGGUUGCUGGUUGUGUUGUAUGUGCUGUUCCAUGGUGUUGACUGCACUAAUAAACCUUUUACUCAACUCUCUAAAUUCUUAAUUCAGCAUCACUCCCCAUAUUGUGAAGGUUUCUCCUAUAUGUUCUCUCAUUGUUCACUUCCCUUACUUUUUCUUGCUUUCUAACCUACCCUUGUUUCAGAAUUAACCUGUUUUAGGGGCUGUCUGUCUGAGAGUGGCGUGCGCUUGACAACUGCUUGGCUCUCUACCGUCCUACAUCCUUCCUUCCUGUCUCCUUUCCUGUCUGUAGCUGCCAAAGCUCUCUAUCCAGUGAUCUGACUUCUAUUAUUUUUCUAGGGUCUGCCUAUGCCCUCAACUCCAUGUCUUCCCUAAAUGCUCCUGGGUUUGGGGGAUACUUUCUACAAAAGAUAUGCAUGCACCUUUCCCCCUUGUCCCACAAUCACAUUUGCUUUGGAUCUGGAAUUCCAUUGCAAGCAAGAAUCCUCCCUUCCCAUGCCCCCAACCAGCCAAAGUCUUCCAACCAAGAACACAAAUGUUAGAAAAGAAACCUGAAAACAACUCCCUGCUAUGGUUGGUUGUCAAACCUUGAUAAAGACUUUGUAAGCAUUUGCUGUCACCUUUCUGUCAUGAGAAAAAGGAAAUGUUCCCUCCACCUUGAACUGUAUGUUUGAGCACUUUUCAUGCACCCAGCAUAAAUCUAAUAGUGAUGAACACAUCAUAACAUACAGCACAAGAAACAACAUGUGUAACUGAGUGGGAACUAGCAGUGCCCCCUCCCGAAACUCCCUCCAGAUUACAUUCAGAGGCUGCUGCUAAUUCUUUUGAAUGUCAUAAAUGUGCCAUAUCUUCCUUUUAGGAUAGUUUGGGAAACAGUCACUGUCUAUCCGUCAAGAUACUCAGUACUGAGUGUGGGGUGGUUCAAGCAGGAAAACGGCAUCUACCCUUAAAGAACUUCCUCCAUGAUGGAGAUGACGAGUGUGGCGUAAUAAGUGCGCUAAGCCAACUUACUAGCAAUGUGUGAGCUGAAGCUGCUGAUUCUGAUGGGUCAAGAAAGGCUUUUCAGAAGCGUCACUUGUUCUAGACCAGAGGUCAGCGAACUAGUUCACAAUCUGCUGCCUACUUAUGUAAUACAUUGGAACACAGCUGUGCCCAUUUGUUUACAUGUUUAGUUUGGCUGCCUCUGCAGUACAACAGAGCUUAGCAGUUGCUACAAA